Betta splendens (Siamese fighting fish) is the source of this 10978-nucleotide messenger RNA. It is a transcript of the gene nbeaa, whose product is annotated as neurobeachin a. Gene Ontology annotation, biological process: intracellular protein localization. Gene Ontology annotation, cellular component: cytosol; membrane. Gene Ontology annotation, molecular function: protein kinase binding. The coding region runs from base 323 to 9469 and encodes 3048 amino acids. Lineage: Eukaryota; Metazoa; Chordata; Actinopteri; Anabantiformes; Osphronemidae. The record is from RefSeq and is a predicted model, not a curated record. The transcript has 61 exons.
CGCAGACAGGGGGCGUCAACAUGGCGCUCUGUGCUCGACGACCGCACUGACUGCAACCUGCCAACGGGAGAGAGAGAGCGCGCGCGAGAGGGGGAGAAGCGUAGGCUACCGCUCUGUCAAACCUCCAUCCUUUUUUUUCUAGCCCCAUGAAUCCUUUCACGUUUUCUGGAGGAUAGGGCCAAUUUCCCGGGUUUUGAAACGCCUCCCGUCCCUUGUUUUCCCUCCCUCGGAUGUGUUUCGUGCAGCAGCAGACGCCCAAGCUUGUAGAGCAGGUGUGAGAGACAGCGGCGACCGCUCCUCUCCUCCCUGUUGCCGAGGGGAAAUGUCGAGCGAGAAGCCGGCUUCAGCACCACCGGGCUCUGCUUCCUCGCUCGCGGACACAGACCGAGACGCGCAGCCUCCGCCGGGCGCCUCAGCGCCGCCGCCGCCGCCGCCGCCGCCGCAGCAGCAGCAGUUCGCCGCGGGCGCUGGCUCCGGCGCCACCGGGGAGAGGAUGGUGUCCGCAGCCGGCUCUAUGGUCCUCCCGGCCGGGGUGAUCAACCCCGCCGUGCCCAUCAGGAAUAUCCAGAUGAAAUUCGCCGUGCUGGUGGGCCUGAUCCAGGUCGGGGAGGUUAGCAAUCGGGACAUCGUGGAGACGGUGCUAAACCUGCUGGUGGGCGGCGAGUUUGACCUGGAGAUGAACUUCAUCAUCCAGGAAGCGGAGAGCAUCGGCUGCAUGGUGGAGCUGCUGUCCCACUGCGAGGUGACGUGCCAGGCUGAGAUCUGGAGCAUGUUCACCGCCAUCCUCCGCAAGAGCGUCCGCAACCUGCAGACCAGCACGGAGGUGGGCCUCAUCCAGCAGGUCCUGCUCAAGAUGAGCACCGUGGACGACAUGAUCGCCGACCUGCUGGUGGACAUGCUGGGAGUCAUGGCCAGUUACAGCAUCACAGUCAAGGAGCUGAAGCUACUCUUCAGUAUGCUGAGAGGAGACAAUGGCAUCUGGCCAAGACAUGCUAUCAAGCUCCUGUCCGUGUUGAACCAGAUGCCUCAGAGACACGGUCCUGAUACCUUCUUCAACUUCCCAGGACGCAGUGCAGCGGCUAUAGCUUUGCCCCCAAUUGCCAAAUGGCCUUAUCAGAACGGAUUCACUAUCAACACUUGGUUCAGACAGGAUCCACUCAACAACAUUAAUGUGGAUAAAGACAAGCCGUACCUCUACUGCUUUCGCACCAGUAAAGGAAUCGGUUACUCCGCUCACUUUGUGGGAAACUGUCUCAUCGUGACGUCACUAAAAUCGAAAGGAAAAGGCUUUCAGCACUGUGUCAAAUACGAUUUCCAGCCCCGAAAGUGGUACAUGAUCAGUAUCGUCCACAUCUAUAAUCGUUGGAGGAACUCGGAGAUUCGUUGCUAUGUCAACGGUCAGCUGGUUUCAUAUGGCGACAUGGCCUGGCACGUCAACACCAAUGAUAGCUAUGACAAAUGCUUCCUGGGUUCCUCAGAGACGGCCGACGCUAACAGGGUGUUUUGUGGCCAGCUCGGAGCCAUUUACGUGUUCAGCGAAGCGCUGAACCCAGCUCAGAUCUUUGCCAUCCACCAGCUUGGCCCCGGAUACAAGAGCACUUUCAAGUUCAAGUCGGAGAGCGACAUCCACCUGGCUGAGCACCACAAGCAGGUGCUGUACGAUGGCAAGCUGGCCAGCUCCAUCUCCUUCACCUACAAUGCCAAGGCCACGGAUGCACAGCUCUGCCUGGAGUCGUCUCCCAGGGAGAAUCCGUCCAUCUUCGUCCACUCACCGCACGCGCUCAUGCUCCAGGAUGUAAAGGCCAUUGUUACCCACUCCAUCCACAGUGCCAUCCACUCCAUAGGAGGCAUCCAGGUCCUGUUCCCUCUCUUCGCUCAGCUGGACUACAAACAGCUCAACGACAGCAGCGUGGACACAACAGUUUGUGCUACUCUGCUGGCGUUCCUGGUGGAGCUGUUGAAGAGCUCGGUGGCCAUGCAGGAGCAGAUGCUGGGAGGGAAAGGCUUCCUGGUGAUCGGGUACUUGCUAGAGAAGUCAUCCCGAGUGCACAUCACCAGGGCGGUACUUGAGCAGUUCCUGUCCUUCGCCAAGUAUCUGGACGGUUUACCUCACGGCGCCCCGCUUCUCAAGCAGCUCUGUGACCAUGUCCUCUUCAACGCUGCCAUCUGGAUACACACCCCUGCCAAGGUCCAGCUCUCCCUCUACACGUACCUCUCCUCCGAGUUCAUCGGCACCGCCACCAUCUACACCACCAUCCGGCGCGUCGGCACCGUCCUGCAGCUGAUGCACACCCUGAAGUACUACUACUGGGCCAUCAACCCGCUGGAGUGCAGCGGGAUCACCCCCAAAGGUCUUGAUGGACCGAGGCCGUCCCAAAAGGAGAUCAUCUCACUCAGAGCCUUCAUGCUCCUCUUCCUCAAACAGCUCAUACUAAAGGACCGCGGCGUGAAGGAGGACGAGCUGCAGAGCAUCCUCAACUACCUACUGACCAUGCAUGAGGACGAGAAUAUCCACGACGUGCUCCAGCUGUUGGUAGCUCUGAUGUCCGAACAUCCGGCUUCUAUGAUCCCUGCAUUUGACCAGAGGAAUGGAAUAAGGGUGAUCUGCAAGCUCCUGGCCUCUAAGAGUGAAAGUAUCCGGGUCCAAGCCCUCAAAGUGUUGGGCUACUUCCUCAAACACCUCGGCCACAAGAGGAAGGUAGAAAUCAUGCACACGCACAGUCUGUUCACUCUGCUCGGGGAGAGGCUGAUGAUGCACACCAACACCGUCUCCAUCACCACCUACAACACUCUGUAUGAGAUUCUGACAGAGCAGGUCUGCACUCAGGUGGUUCACAAACCACACCCUGAGCCUGAUUCCACCGUCAAGAUCCAGAAUCCCAUGAUUCUGAAGGUAGUUGCAACCCUGCUGAAGAACUCCACUCCUAGUGCUGAGCUGAUGGAAGUCAGGAGACUCUUUCUUUCCGACAUGAUAAAACUCUUCAGUAACAGCCGUGAAAACCGACGCUGCCUGCUGCAGUGCUCCGUGUGGCAGGACUGGAUGUUCUCCCUCGGAUACAUUAACCCCAAGAAUCCAGAGGAGCAGAAAAUAACCGAGAUGGUUUACAACAUCUUUCGCAUCCUGCUCUACCACGCCAUCAAAUACGAAUGGGGAGGCUGGAGGGUCUGGGUUGAUACCCUGUCCAUCGCACAUUCCAAGGUGACCUACGAAGCCCAUAAGGAGUACCUGGCUAAGAUGUAUGAAGAGUACCAACGACAGGAGGAGGAGAACAUGAAGAAGGGCAAGAAAGGCUCUGUGUCCACCAUCUCUGGGCUUUCUGCCACGCCCGUUGUCAAUGGAAACCUGGAGAUUGAUGACAACUCUCAGACACAGACGCCCGAGAGCGAGGCCGAGUACAGCGAGGGGCCCGGAGGAGACUCGCGUAACCUCCUCGCAGAAGGUGCUGUGAAGCGACCCAACGGGGAGGCGCUGACGCCUGGGGAGCAGAGUGCUGUUCCCGGGGUGAGGGUGGAGGUCCAUGACCUGCUGGUGGACAUUAAAGCAGAAAAAGUAGAGGCCACAGAAGUGAAGCUAGACGAUCUAGACUUGUCUCCAGAAGGCCUGUGUGGAAGCGGAGGAGGUGGUGGAGGAAUGGAGAAUGGACCUCUAGUGGAGGUGGACUCUCUCCUAGACAGUGCCUACUGUGCUGUAGUCCAGAACCUGAAUGGGAAUCUGGCACCUAAAGAUGACACGCCGGGCUCAGGGAUUGGGAUGGGAACAAGCUUGGGGCUUUCAGGCGUCAGCCUAGAGGAUGAUGGCAACAUGGGUCCACUCAUCACACUGGCUGAUGAGAAGGAUAGUGUCCCGAGCAACAAUGGGUUUCUCUUCAGCAAGGUUGAUGAGAAGCUGCUUCCCGCUCUGGCAGCCCCAGACCCCCUUGUACUGGCGAGUACAGAUCAGCCCACACCAUCUGGCCCAGUCCCAGCUCACUCCAGUGCCACCAGUGCCAGUGAUGACCUCAGCUUGCUUGCUCAUAUGACUAGCUGUGGCUCUGAUCUAACCCAGACCCACGCAUCUGGAGAACUUCCAGAGGACGGGCCUUUCAAGAUCCAGAGCCCUCUUGCUGACAUCAGCUCCAUUGCUGAGGCUGAGAGCCAAUCCGAGAUGCAGGGAGCCUCCAGAGCAGACUUCACAGAGAGGGAGGGCGCAUCUGGGGCAGAGGGAGAGGCGGUGGGGCUCAAGACUGGCGGAGACACAGCUAGCACCACCUCUGAUACUGAGAGGUCAGAUGACGGGAAAGAUAAGGACACAAAAAAGAUCCAAACUACGGCAACUACCCAGGCCCUUCACGGUCGCACCGCUGCCCAGCUGGAACGGGACCUGCGGGUCGACCUGGGCUUCAGAGGCAUGCCCAUGACGGAAGAGCAGCGGCGGCAGUUCAGCCCCGGUCCACGCACCACCAUGUUCCGCAUCCCAGAAUUCAAGUGGUCACCCAUGCAUCAGAGACUGCUCACUGACCUGCUGUUUGCCCUGGAGACUGACGUGCAUGUGUGGAGGAGCCACUCCACCAAGUCCGUAAUGGAUUUUGUGAACAGCAACGAGAACAUCAUCUUCGUCCACAACACAAUCCACCUCAUUUCUCAGAUGGUGGACAACAUCAUCAUCGCCUGUGGAGGCAUCCUGCCUCUCCUGUCUGCUGCCACUUCCCCUUCUAAUUCUAAGAGUAGUUCCAACACUAAGGCAGGAGGAGUCGGACCCCAGAGGGGGUCAAAGAGAGAGGAGGUGACCCCUGUUCCUGGGGGCCGAGGCGCAGGGGGAGAGACGGAGCUGGAGAACAUCGAGGCGACGCAGGGCAUGUCCUCAGAGACGGCCGUCACCUUCCUGUCCCGCCUCAUGGCCAUGGUAGACGUGCUGGUGUUCGCCAGCUCCCUCAACUUCAGUGAGAUUGAAGCGGAGAAGAACAUGUCUUCUGGGGGUCUGAUGAGGCAGUGCCUUCGCUUGGUGUGCUGUGUGGCAGUGAGGAAUUGUCUGGAGUGCAGGCAAAGACAGAGAGAUCGAAGCUGCAAAUCGUCCUUAACCAGCAGCAAGUCACAGGACAGCCUCCACAGUGCCUCCACCACCAGCAAGCAGGAUCCAGACAGACUCCUACAGGAUGUAGACAUCAAUCGCCUUCGAGCUGUGGUUUUCAGAGAUGUGGAUGACAGUAAGCAGGCCCAGUUUCUGGCGCUGGCGGUCGUCUACUUCAUCUCCGUUCUCAUGGUUUCUAAGUACCGGGACAUUUUGGAGCCCCAGCGGGAGAUUGGUAGGUCCACCAGCCUAUCAGGGAGAAGCAUCCGCCAUGAAAUCAACUCCCCAACGAGUACAGAGCACCCAUCCACAGGCUUCUCUGAUCGUGACAAACAGACCCCCACCCCUGUGGACGAUUCUCCCCGAGCCGGCCUCCCACACACAGACUCGGGCAUCGGCGAGGAGGGGCACGUGGCCGGGUCCCUGAACGGCUCGGAGAUAGGGCUGGGGCUUGGCCUCAGCCUGGUGGGGAGGGACACAGACAGAGAUCGAGACAGAGACAUGGGAGGAGGCGGGGGAGCGGGCGCGGAUCUGCUGUGUAGUCUGUCGUCUGACAUUAGGAGGUCACAGGAGAGCCUUCUGGAUUCCCCCCACAACCCCAGCUCCGCCCCCAACCCCAGCCAAGCCCCACCCUCCUCCAUCACCAGCAUCAGUCAGACAAACAAAGGCAUCAAUGUGAAGGAGAUCCUGAAGAGCUUGGUGGCGGCUCCAGUGGACGGCGGGGACCUGGGUCAGGAGUCUGGACCAACACCGUAUCACCCAGACCCUGCACUGAAGACGCACCCCAUGCUCCCCAUGCAGUUUCACUCCUUUGAUCGGAGCGUUGUGGUUCCGGUCAAAAAGCCGCCGCCCGGCAGCCUGUCCGUCAACACGGUGGGCACGCCCACCACCGGCGGCGCCGCCACUGCGGGCAGCACGCCCAACAUCUUCGCUGCAGCGACGGCGACGCCCAAGAGCAUGAUCAACACCACAGGUGCCACAGACUCCGCGUCCUCCUCCUCCUCCUCCUCUUCGUCAUUCGUCAACGGUGCCACCAGCAAAAAUCUGCCGGCAGUGCAGACGGUUGCGCCCAUGCCUGAAGACACGAUGGAGAACAUGAGUGCCUAUUGUGAGGUGGCGCAGUGUGCGCUGCGCAGCGGUCAGACGCCCCCUGAGCUCAAGUCUUUUAGCUCUCUGGCAGGCUUCCAGGCAGCUCCCCGAGAUGCAGGACAGUGCUUUAGCAUCACCACCAAGCUGGAGCGCGCCCUGGAGAAGGUGGCGCCGCUGCUGAGGGAGAUCUUCGUGGACUUCGCCCCUUUCCUGUCCAGGACGCUGCUGGGUAGCCAUGGGCAGGAGCUGCUCAUAGAAGGUACAGGUCUGGUGUGCAUGAAGUCGAGCACGUCUGUGGUGGAGCUCGUCAUGCUGCUGUGCUCUCAGGAGUGGCAGAACUCCAUUCAGAAGAAUGCUGGGCUGGCCUUCAUAGAGCUCAUUAAUGAGGGAAGACUCCUGUGCCACGCUAUGAAGGAUCACAUUGUGCGCGUUGCCAACGAAGCAGAGUUCAUCCUGAACAGACAGAGGGCCGAGGAUGUGCACAAACACGCUGAGUUUGAGUCCAACUGUGCACAGUACGCUGCUGACCGGAGGGAGGAGGAGAAGAUGUGUGAUCACCUCAUUAGUGCCGCUAAGCACAGAGACCACGUGACUGCUAACCAGCUGAAACAGAAGAUCCUCAACAUCCUGACCAAUAAGCACGGAGCGUGGGGGACAAUGUCACAGAGUCAAUUACACGACUUUUGGCGUUUAGACUACUGGGAAGAUGAUCUGAGGAGGAGACGGAGAUUUGUGCGAAAUGCCUUUGGAUCCACUCAUGCUGACGUGUCGCUGAAGGCUCUGGACGACUACAGUACAGAAGAGGAGGAGGAGGGGCUUAAGUCGAAGAAGAAUUUCCGCAGCCAAUCGGUAGUCGCGCAGAACCCUGAGGCGGAAUUAAUGCUGGAGGGAGACGAUGACGCCGUCAGCCUCCUGCAGGAAAAGGAGAUCGACAACCUUGCUGGCCCAGUGGUUCUGAGUACUCCAGCACAGUUGGUGGCUCCAGUGGUUGUGGCUCGAGGGACUCUGUCCAUCACCACCACUGAGAUUUACUUUGAGGUGGAUGAAGAGGAUCCCGCUUUCAAGAAGAUAGAUGCUAAGGUGCUGGCCUAUUCGGAAGGUCUGCAUGGCAAGUGGAUGUUCAGCGAGAUCCGAGCUGUGUUUUCUAGACGGUACCUGCUGCAGAACACUGGACUUGAGGUGUUCAUGGCCAACAGAACUUCUGUGAUGUUUAACUUUCCUGACCAGGCCACAGUCAAACGGGUGGUGUACAGUCUCCCACGGGUGGGCGUAGGAACGAGUUACGGCCUCCCUCAGGCCAGGCGGAUUUCCUUGGCCACCCCGCGUCAGCUGUUCAAGUCGUCCAACAUGACACAGCGCUGGCAGAGGAGAGAGAUCUCCAACUUUGAGUACCUCAUGUUCCUCAACACUAUUGCAGGGAGGACCUAUAAUGAUUUGAACCAGUACCCCGUCUUCCCCUGGGUUCUGACCAACUAUGACUCAGAGGAGCUCGAUCUCACGCUACCUGGCAACUUCAGAGACCUCUCCAAGCCAAUCGGUGCACUGAAUCCAAAGCGAGCAGCGUUUUACGCCGAGCGUUACGAGACCUGGGAUGACGACAGCUCGCCUCCCCACCACUACACAACCCUGUACUCCACGGCUCACUCAACACUUCUGUGGAUGCUCAGAAUAGAACCGUUCACCACAUUUUUCCUCAACGCGAACGACAGCAAGUUUGACCAUCCAGACAGAGCCUUCUCUGGAAUCGGCCGCUCGUGGAGGAACUGUCAGAGAGACACGGCUGAUGUGAAGGAGCUGAUCCCAGAGUUCUACUACUUGCCUGAGAUGUUUGUCAACAGUAAUGAGUACGAGCUCGGUGUGCGCGACGACGGAGUUCCCGUGUGUGACGUGGAGCUUCCAGUCUGGGCCAAGAAACCUGAAGACUUUGUCCGAAUUAACCGGAUGGCGUUGGAGAGCGAGUUCGUGUCCUGCCAGCUGCACCAGUGGAUCGAUUUAAUAUUCGGCUACAAGCAGCGAGGGCCAGAAGCGGUCAGAGCUCUGAACGUCUUCAGCUUCUUGUCCUACGAGGGAACGGUCAACCUAGACGGGUUAGAUGCUGCACAGCGGGAGGUGAUCGAGACACAAAUUCAGCUCUGCGGUCAGAUUCCCUCCCAGCUGCUGAUAGAGCCACACCCCCCUCGCUCCUCGGCCAUGCACCUGUGUUUCCUUCCCCAGAGCCCCUUGAUGUUUAAGGAUCAGAUGCAGCAGGACGUCAUCAUGGUUCUCAAGUUCCCCUCCAACUCUCCCGUCACCCACGUCGCGGCCAACACGCUCCCACACCUCAGCAUACCGGCAGCCGUCACUGUCACGUGUAGCCGGCUAUUUGCCGUCAACCGCUGGCACAACACCGUUGGCCUCCGUGGAGCGCCAGGAUACUCCCUGGAACAGGCUCAUCAUCUGCCCAUUGAGAUGGACCCUCUCAUAGCAAACAACUCAGGCGUGAACAAGCGUCAGAUCACUGACCUGGUGGACCAGAGCAUACAAAUCAACACGCACUGCUUUGUGGUUACCGCCGACAACCGCUACAUCCUGGUCUGCGGCUUCUGGGACAAGAGCUUUCGCGUUUAUUCCACUGAAACCGGAAAACUGACCCAGAUUGUUUUUGGCCACUGGGAUGUGGUGACGUGUCUGGCUAGAUCAGAGUCCUACAUCGGAGGAGACUGCUACAUCGUGUCAGGGUCCAGAGACGCCACUCUCCUGCUUUGGUACUGGAGUGGACGACACCACAUUAUAGGGGACAACCCAAACAACAGUGAUUAUCCUGCUCCCAGGGCAGUGCUGACAGGACAUGACCAUGAGGUGGUGUGUGUGUCUGUCUGUGCAGAGCUAGGACUGGUUAUUAGUGGCGCUAAAGAGGGACCGUGCUUAGUCCACACCAUCACAGGGGACCUGCUCAGGGCUCUGGAGGGGCCGGAGCUGUGUCAACGGCCUCGCCUCAUUUCGGUGUCCAGCGAAGGCCACUGCAUCAUCUACUACGAGAGAGGUCGCUUCUGCAACUUCAGCAUCAACGGGAAACUCCUGGCCCAGAUGGAGGUGAACGAUUCCACUCGGGCCAUCCUGUUGAGCAGUGAUGGACAGAACCUGGUGACAGGCGGUGAUAAUGGAGUUGUGGAGGUGUGGCAGGCGUGCGACUUCAAGCAGCUUUACAUCUACCCGGGCUGUGACGCCGGCAUCCGUGCCAUGGACCUGUCACAUGACCAGAGGACCCUCAUCACCGGCAUGGCAUCUGGCAGCAUUGUGGCAUUUAACAUAGACUUCAACCGCUGGCACUAUGAACACCAGAACAGGUACUGAGGUGGACCGUGAGAGGAGAGGAGAGCAUUCUGCUGUGCGCCUGCGACACGAGGGGGAAACCACAGGUACCGAGAGGAAGGAAAAACAAGUACCGGACCUUAGGCUCUGAUCCCUUUAGAAGUUUACCUGCUCUGAGGACACGGCAGCGCUGGUGGAGUACGUGUACGUACGCACACGUGUGUAAACACAGACACAUAAUACCCAGAAGAAACACUCCAAAACUUGCUAAUAAAAUAGACAGACUGCAGAACGGGGGAGAACGAGCGAAUGGAGCGGGCCUUGUAGAGGUCAGUCACAUCCGUACCGCUCGGGCCGGUGCAGUAGUGGUUCCUGGUACGCUUAGCGCUUCACAGACAAAGACGUUUGCUUUGUGCUUUUCCUUGUUUGGCUUUUACUUUGAAGGGAGCUCAGCGUGGGAUUUAAUUUGGGUGCACCACAAAUCCAGACUAAACGCGUCUAAACUGAUUAGAAAUGAUCAGAAAUGAGCCAGCCCCAUUUAGUGCUAAACCGGUGCUAUUGGAUUAAUCUUAAAUUAAUUCUUGAAAAUGGUCUGGGGGUUUUAUUUGAUUUCAUUUCCCUGUACCUUCCUUUUAUUUUUCUGAUAUUAAUUUCAGUUGUUCUUCUUUUACCCACAGCAGGGUUUAAUUUCAUUUCUAUGUAAAUAAGGCUCCGCUUCCCUCGGAGUCUACACUCGUUCUUUCACUACACAAACUGCGCUUAUCACCUUUAAUUUAUUAACGACUUGCUGUAUGUAAAAUACUGUGUAAUAAUUAUUAUAAUGUUGACAAGACUGAUGGUAAUAAUGGCAGUGUGAUGGAUGAUGAUUGUUUUGCGGAGACAGUAAUGAUAAGGAGAUAUCGGCCGCUCCACCAAGGAUGAAAACCACAGGCUGACAUGGAUUCCUUUGUAUAUUUGGUGAUUGUUUUGUCAAAUAUGUACAUAUAGUCUUGGUUCAGGCUUGGUGGAAGAAUUAAUCAGCUGAAUAAGACCGAUAGCGCAAAGGAAAACUUCACUUACCCACAUUUGUUGAUUAUUUAAAAAAAAGAGAAUCAGAUCAAUGUAAAAGUUUGUUUUGUAUUUGCACUUUGCACCAAUCACACAUCAUUAUUUAUUAGCUUGGUUUCUUCUGGUCGGCUGCCGUUUCGUUUAGGUCCAUUUUCCCGACGGGAUUAUUUGUGCAUUGAUGUUUGUAUUUAAGACAUAAACUCAUGUGUGAUUAUUAAGUUUUACAACCUCACAGUUGUAAGCAAUAUCAUGAUUCUGUAGCGGAUAGGAGGGGGGAGGAGGCGCGGGGACAUGGCAGAUGUACUGUAUGUGUGAAGCCAUCUUGAUCAAAUGCACACAUGCACAUACUCUAUCGACUUACGUAUCCAAAAAAAAGGUUACAUAUUUUUGGAUCUAUGAAACCCUAAAAACUAUUGUAUUCAUGUUUUAUUGCAAAGAUGUAAAAUAUGACAUGUGUGAGUUGAAAAAAAAAGUCAUGAUAAGAAAAAUAAAAUAUGCAAAGAA